Molecule: messenger RNA, 1096 nt
Organism: Telopea speciosissima
Lineage: Eukaryota; Viridiplantae; Streptophyta; Magnoliopsida; Proteales; Proteaceae
Product: transcription factor SPEECHLESS-like
Exons: 3
Coding region: 1-1044 (347 amino acids)
Biological process (GO): stomatal complex development; positive regulation of DNA-templated transcription; guard cell differentiation
Cellular component (GO): nucleus
Molecular function (GO): DNA-binding transcription factor activity; protein dimerization activity
Source: RefSeq, a predicted model, not a curated record
AUGGGUGGUGGUGAGAGUAAUGACAGCUUUUCUUACCUUUUCGAGGAAUCUGAGUUCGGAGACCCGAACCAGCUCACUGGAGCUGCCUCCACUGAUGAUCUCUUCAGCAUCUUAGAGACCCUCGAGAGUUCCCCUGACUUUGAUUCACUUACUUCUCUUCAUGAUGAAACUACUGUUCUCGCCAGCCCCAAAGUGGGUGCUCCCCAGGUGUUCGAUACCGAAGCCGAAGCAGAGGCAGAAGCAGAAGCAGAAGCCUCGCACGCUCACAAGAGGCAAAAGCUGUCGGAGCUGUCGACAGAGGAAGCAGUAACCAACAACCCAGAUGGGCAGCAGAGAAUGUUCCACAUAACUGUGGAGAGAAACCGUAGAAAGCAAAUGAACGAGCACCUCUCCGUCUUGCGCUCCCUCGUGCCUUCCUUCCACCUCAAACGAGGAGAUCAAGCAUCGAUAAUAGGAGGAGUGGUGGAUUACAUCAAUGAGUUGCAACAAAUUCUACAGUCACUGGAAGCAAAGAAACAAAGGAAAGUUUAUAACGAAGUUCUAAGCCCGAGGCUUGUUUCAGGUAGUCCAAGACACUCACCACUUAGCCCAAGAAGGCCACCACCAUCGCCUCUAAGUCCUAGAUUGAGCUUACCCAUAAGCCCAAGGACCCCUCAACCUGGAAGCCCUUACCUGCCCAGGAUGCAACAAGGUUACCUCUUACCCACUACCAUGGCUACUACCCAACAUGAACCUUCCCCUUCCACUUCUUCCUCCUCUCUUGAUAAUGUGAAUGAGCUAGCUGCAAACUCGAAAUCCACGAUUGCUGAAGUGGAUGUAAAGUUUUCAGGGCCUAAUCUUCUGUUAAAGACUAUAUCCCCUCGGAUUCCUGGUCAGGCUGUGAAGAUAGUGGCUGCUUUGGAAGGACUUGCACUUGAGAUUCUCCAUGUAAGCAUCAACACCGUCGAUGACAUCAUGCUUAACUCCUUCACCAUCAAGAUUGGAAUUGAAUGCGAACUUAGCGCUGAAGAACUGGCAAAUGAAAUUCAGCAAACCUUCUGCUAGUUCCAAUAAACACUGGGUUUGGUCCACUAACCCUUAACACAUCUACUGUGUA